GCAUUAUUAACCAUACUGGAGCUCCAUGCAAGGCAGAAACCUUUCCUAGCGGACCCGUGCGCGUGUAGGCCUAUUGAUGCAUGAUGGAAUAUUGUUCGGAUCAUAUUUUGGCAUCAACGAAAUUGGUCCACCGUUUCCCACAACACUAAUCAACUAGAAUUCAUUUCAGAAUUGAAUUCAGAACGUUAAACGCUUGUAUUCCUAACGUCAUGUGAAAUAUUCAGUAAGUCACCUGGUACUGGGUAAAGUGAUAGUCAUUGUAACGGAAAUACACACCAUGCCCAAUAGAACAGAACAGAUGUCGAUGGAAACCAGAAGUGACCGAGUCAGUUAUGGUCCUGGGUCAAUACAUGCUCGACUCUUCACGAGGAUUCCAUGUAUUAUGAUUUUCUUACAAAUCAUAAUGAUGGCGCUUCUAACCUUCCUUACUGUUUACAUCCACGGACCACCAACAUUUGACGAUGCAUCAAGUGGUAUUGAAGCUCGCGGGACUCCAAUUCAUGACCGCAUAAUUCCUCUAGAAAACAUCUUUCUUGGAUCUGACGUUAUUUCUCCAAAUCCAAACCUUUCCUUGGGUAGUUCUACCAUCAUGUCUACAGCCAGUGACUUCGAUUCUACCACGAACUCAACAAUAUAUACCGCCGGGACUCCUUCGAUACCUAUUUGUGGAAAUCCAAGUGGGAGUAGCUUUAGGGCUGUAUACGCCCCCUCGUCUUCGACAGUGGAACUCUUAACACUUAAAACUCUACUAUCUAUGUGCCAACAAGAUGACAUCUUUGUGCGUAACAGUUCAACUUAUGAGACGGUAUGCACCAAGUUGUCUGAUUCUUCGAACCAAUGCUGUCCAUCUUGGUCCAUCCCAAACUACAUAGGCGCCCUAGCCGGGAGGUCCUCUUGUCACGACCUCAAAGCUGAUGACGUUACAUUUGCCAGAGCACUGCUAUCCGAGUGUGCACCAUAUUAUACAUCUGGAGCUUUGUCCGCCGAUUGUGGAUCGGGCGCUGACUGCCCAGAGGUGCCAUUGAACUGUACAACUUUCAACGCCAUUUACGUCAUGCUGUUUGCAAACUCACCGAGUGACUUUUCAUUCCAGGUUGCUGAGACGGGAGACCUUUCACUAACCAAUUCCUUACAGAUUGUUUCGUUAAACUCAUCGUUUAGUAAUGGACCGCGCAUGCUUUAUAAUGACGCAGCAGACAGACGCUACGUGGACAAUGGUAUUACUAAAAUUGAGGCAAUCGGUACCAACAGAGUCACUAAAUAUUUUCUCAUAUCAGAACCACUAAUGCAGGAUCUAAUAUACGCCGCGAUAGGUGGUGCGGUCGUACUCCUGAUAAUGUGGUUGUAUUUAAGUUCAUUUUUCAUUGCCAUUAUGGUGAUCUUUGAAAUAAUAUUUUCUGUGUUAUUGGCAUACUUUUUAUACUUUGUCGUAUUCCGCCUUACUUUCUUUGCAUUUGGAAACAUGCUUGCUAUUAUUCUAAUAUUAGGGGUAGGAGCAGAUGAUGCAUUCAUCUUCUACGACAUAUUUGAAAAUUUAAGGAGAAAGCACCCGGAUGCUACACAAGAGUUCAUUUUAGACAAAACAAUGAAGCAUGCCUUUCCUACCAUGUUUGUCACAAGUUUUACCACAGCAUCUGCUUUAUUUGUCAAUGUUACCAGCUCCGUAACAAAUAUUCGCCUCUAUGGCAUUUAUGCAGGGACAGUGGUGUUGUGCAAUUUUUUGUUUACAUUGACUUGGUCUCCAGCUGCUGUCAUCAUCUAUGAUAGGCAUCUAAGGCUGCUUUUCCAGGCAUCAUCGACCAGUAAGGAAACAGGUUUCCAUAAAAUUAGAAACAUUUGGCAUAAACUGCGGGCAUUCUUUCGGCGUAUCUUUGAAGUAUACCUCCCGGCGCUUGCAUUCAAACUUCGUUUUCUUUGGAUUCUUAUGUUCACUUGUAUUUCAAUUGGAGCACUCCUUGUUGUAUUCUGGCGGCCCCAGCUUAGAGUACCGACUUCAAACACAGAAUUCCAAAUCUUCACAUUGAAGCACCCACUUGAGAGGUAUGACCAGUUGUUUAGAUCAACAUUCGAUAUCGAGAGAGCUAAAUUGGCGCCUUUACAGUUCAUUGUCGUCUGGGGCAUUGUUCCGAUUGACAAUGGAGAUCCUUUUGAUCCUACGAGACGCGGUUACGUUCAACUUGAUAAAUCAUUCAGUCUUGAUGACCCCGAAUCCCAAGUCUGGUUACUUAAUUUCUGCUCGGAGGUUCGACAGCAAAGUUUUUAUAGCUCACCAUCUGUUGUCUACGAAGACUGUUUCAUUGAGAAGAUGAAGGUUUUUAUGGAAACGCCAUGUGUACCCUCAAGUAUUGGUACUGACUUCUCACCCUGCUGUAGUCAAACUUCUUUUCCAUAUUCCGCGGACUUACUGAAAUUGUGCGCUCCAAAAUACGCAGCGUUCGUCUGCGAAUCAAUAGGUGGCGGCUGUCCUGCAGCUCUUCCUGGUCUCCGAUUCGACUCAGAAAACAACAUCAAUGCAUUUUUUGUCCAGUUCCAGAGCACAACUUUGUCGCAACUGGAAUUCGAUCCUGCGAAGGACUACUUCGAUACAGCUCUUGCUUGGGUAGAAGAAAAGGUUAAAACUGCUCCUGGUGGUUUACAAAGUGGAUGGUUUGGAACACAUAGUCUUGCACAACCAUUUUAUGUUGAUCUCAUCAUUAACCUGUUACAAGAUACGCCUCUUGCAAUUGGUUUAUCAUUGAUCAUUGCAAUGGCAGUAUUGCUCAUCACCAACAGAAAUGUUCUAAUUGCAUUUUACGCUACACUGUCAAUCGGUGGUGCUGUUAUUACAUCGGUGGCAAUCUUUGUCUUGAUUGGGUGGGAUCUUAGUGUGUUUGAGUCAGCGUUGAUUAUCCUAACUGUUGGCCUUGCUACCGAUUUCACCAUCCAUUACGGGGUUGCCUACCGUCUGGCGCCACACAAUGACAGGAAGAACCGUGCCCAAUACUCUUUAUCAAAUCUAGCUUCUGCGAACACCAUGGCAGCCUUGUCCAGUUUCUUAGUAGGAGCACUUAUAUUACCAGCCAAUGUCUUGAUUUUCUAUCAACUUGGUAUCGCUCUAGAAGUUGCCAUCGCCGUAAGCUGGGCAUUUGGGACCCUUUUCUUCAUACCACUAUGUUACGUAGCAGGACCCCAGGGAACUUGCUGUCUAAUCAGUUGUUGCUGUCGAAAAUCACGUGAAAACAACCAACAGUAAUAACUUGAAAAUAAUGAUAGUCAAAUAUAUUUUUUCAAAAUGUAGCAGCAGCCUUGAAAAGGUGAGAGAAAAAAUAUUUUUGUAUCAAGAAAAGUAACAAAAUAAUAUUAUUCGAGCUUUUUUAAUAAUUUCGACAUUUGAAAAAAAAGGUAAAUACUUGUUAAAUCAAACUGAACAGAACGAAGAGAAUGAGUGUAAAAUUUGAAACUGGUUAUACAUGUAUGUUAUGCAAAAAUAGUAAUUUAACAUUAAAAACUAAAUCUUCUUUGAAGAUUCGCCCUUAACCCUUUGUACGCUGAAUUAACUAUGGGGAGAUGAUUAUAACAAUUGUAUUUAUGAUAUUUUCUUUGAAUCUAGAAUUCGACAGGGACCUAUCCACGGAGGAUUAGUCUAUUGUUACUGGGGGUGCUGAGCAUUGUCACAGCACCCCCGGUAACAAUAGAUAAUCCUCCGUGGAUAGGUCCAUGGAAUUCGACAUUGCAUCACUCAUAUUGAUACCUAUAGAACUAUGAUCAUUCACGACCUUAAAGGUGAAGUUCAACUUGAAGAAAAGUCUGUUGUAACAAUAAUAGAAAAAAUAAAAAAGAAUAAUGGUGAAGGUUUGAGGAAAAUCCAUUAUUAGAACUUUGAGUUUUGAAUUUGUGACGUCAUGAACGAGCAGCUGCCCCAUACAAAAUACAUACAUUUCGAUUUCUUAAUGGUUCGUGGUGACUAUUGACCUGAUGACGUGUGAAAUGGUUCGUCUAUUGAAGGUAGGCCCCUACAGUAAAAACAAUUUUCUAUUUUCUGAGAAAAUGACAUUUUAUUGAUUUUUUUCCGAUAUGCAGGAAAGCUGCUCGCAUAUGACGUCACAAAUCAAAUGAUUAAAAUUCUAAUAACUCUUUUUAUUUAUUGAUGGACUUUUCUAAAACCUCCGGCAAUAUUUUUUAUUAUUUUUUCUGCUAUUUUUACUCACAAAAAAAAUGUCAGGGUGAACUUCCCCUUUGAUUAGCAUAUCAUGGGUUAAAGAAAAAUUCCACCCCAACAAAAGGUUAAUUGUAAAAAAAAUAAAACAAAUUGGAUGUCAAAUCAGAAAAUUAUAACAUUUUAAAAUUUAGCUCAAUUACAAAAAACAUUAAUGUGCAAUCAUGCAUAUCAUGGUCGGUAUGCGGAUGAGAUGAUAGAUGACGUCAACCCACUCACUGUUUCUUUUGUAAUGUAUUAUACCAAGAAAUAUGAAAUAUAUUUUAUUUUCUCCUCAUU
Molecule: messenger RNA, 4474 nt
Organism: Lytechinus pictus (painted urchin)
Lineage: Eukaryota; Metazoa; Echinodermata; Echinoidea; Temnopleuroida; Toxopneustidae
Product: protein dispatched homolog 1-like
Exons: 4
Coding region: 278-3232 (984 amino acids)
Biological process (GO): smoothened signaling pathway
Cellular component (GO): membrane
Molecular function (GO): transmembrane transporter activity
Source: RefSeq, a predicted model, not a curated record